UGCAGUUCCAAAACACCCAGAUUGGGCUGGCUUUUGGAGUCUUGGGCAACAUGCCAGAAAUCAUCAGUCUCCUCUCCUCGACCCCUCCGCCACCCGCAGAAAGACGUGAGCAGCUCUCCAUCCGGCGAGCUCAUUCACAUCCGGCCGCUUUACCCGCGGAGUCGAUCUUCUCCGAUGAGAUCGAUAUCGCAGCCUACCAGGAUGUCGAGCAACCCGCGAAACGACGCCGCUUAAGCCAUGAAAUCACGCCCCCGAGAGAUGUACCGCUUCCUCCUAAGAAUCCUCUGUUUCUCUUCUCCGAUGACGAUAUAAUCCUCUCUUCGGACGGCCCCGCCCUUCCCAAACCUCCGGCCUGGAACGAAGAAUCAGACCCCAUCAUAUUUACCUCCUCCGCACCAGAGCCUACCAAAACGCCGGUUAGACGAGGGAUAAGCUCGCGUGCUGGGAAUGCGAUCGAAAUCGAUGAUGGAGACAACAACGCUAUCGGCAACACUCGAAGUCGGAGGGAGGCAAUCCAAGAUUUCAGCGACCUGCCUGAAUUUCCGGACAUCGACGACUUACUGAAUGUGUCAAAGAGAAUUGAAUCGACGGCUUUCUCUAGCAGGACUGCAACUAUACUAGCGAGUCUCGAUGAUCGCCCCAAAGCAAGCAAUGACGGGCCAAUAUCCAAGACGACGCGAGGUCGCAAGCAAAAGGAACACGACGAUAUUGAAGUCGAGGAAAUUCCCUCUCCACGGAAGCCCCAGCGCAGGACCACAAAAAUGACAACCGAAGAAAAGGAAGCCAAAGCUAGAGCACGAGAGGAAGCCAAGGCACAGCGAGAACGCGAUAAACAAUUGGAAAAGGAACGCAAACAGAAAGCCAAGGAAGAGAAGGCUCGCGAGAAGCAACUCGCAGCUGAUAUUGCCGAGGUCAAUAAACUGAAGGUGGACAAGAAAGAAUCCACAACUGAAAUGCUGAUUGAUCUCGCCGAUACUUUCAAACAUAGCAGCGUCGGCAACGCAACAGCCGAAUACAUGCGCCUUAUCAAGGUGGAUCUCUCAUUCUUCUCUAGUCCCAUUCCCAACACCGUCAAAUGGCGUCGCAAGGUCCGCGCUACAUAUAAUGAGUCCCUCGGGCAUUGGGAGCCGUGCGCACUUCACAUCCGCGACGAAGAGGAUUAUGUGCUGUGUCUGAUCACGGCCCUGGACUUCGUCAGCAUGGCCAGUGCCUCAGCUGCAGCAAGCAACUCCGUAAGCGACCAUGUCAAACAGCUCAAGUCUGCCUAUCCUAAGUGUACCCCGAUAUACCUCAUCGAAGGCCUGACAGCCUUGAUGCGCAAGAACAACAAUUCCCGCAACCGAGCCUACCAAGCUGCCGUGCGUCAACAAUAUGAAGAAACCUCAACUCGUCCGUCCCGCAAGAAACAGCAACAAUCGGAAACACCACCUGUCGGUGAUGACACGAUCGAAGACGCCCUUCUCGAUUUACAGAUCACCCACGGCUGUCUUAUUCACCACACCACUAGUCCGAUGGAGUCUGCUGAAUGGAUCAAGAAUUUCACCGAGCACAUUUCCACCGUGCCAUACCGCCGUGAACGUAUGGAUUUGAAUGACUCAGCUUUCUGUAUGGAUGGUGGACAGGUCAAGCCUGGCGAGAAUCGAUCCGAUACCUUUAUAAAGAUGCUACAGGAGGUGAACCGGGUUACCGCGUCGAUGGCGUACGGUAUUGCAACACGAUAUCCAAGUGCUAUGGAUUUGGUAAAUGCAAUGAGAAAAGACGGACUGGGGUUGUUGGAAGAUGUUAAGAAAUCGGCGAAUAAAAACGGCGCUCUCACGGACUCGCGUAUUGGGCCUGCUGCAAGCCGGCGCUUAUACAAAGUGUUUAUGGGAUUGGACCCAUCGUCUACUGAAGUUUAGUUGACCUCCAUGGAGGGGAUUGUCCGUCUAUGAUUAUUGGAGUUGGCCGUGGAUAUCGGUAUUUUGCAUACUUUCUUGGCAUCUUCAUGCUGCGGAGAAGGGAGUUGACUGGAGUAUAUUGGUACAUGUCAUUGGUACGGAG
This is a messenger RNA of Aspergillus ibericus CBS 121593, 2040 nucleotides long. RefSeq lists its product as uncharacterized. The transcript is spliced from 2 exons. The record is from RefSeq and is a predicted model, not a curated record. NCBI's taxonomy places the organism in Eukaryota, Fungi, Ascomycota, Eurotiomycetes, Eurotiales, Aspergillaceae. Bases 51 to 1898 code for a protein of 615 amino acids. Gene Ontology annotation, molecular function: nuclease activity; DNA binding. Gene Ontology annotation, cellular component: nucleus; Holliday junction resolvase complex. Gene Ontology annotation, biological process: resolution of meiotic recombination intermediates; replication fork processing; mitotic intra-S DNA damage checkpoint signaling.